UACAUCUCAGAGCAGGUUUUUAAGCCAAGUGUUCAUGAGAUGAUCCAGCUGGUUUACAGGAUUCAACAACCCCCUUGUGAAUAAUGGUUAAAAACGGAUCCCACCUGGACGCUGAAACACUGGCAAUGCUUCAGAAUAAAGCUAUCUCCAUUACCCUCCCAGUUGUGUAUACACUGGUGGCUAUGAUCAGUAUCCCUGGCAACUUGUUCUCCCUUUGGGUGCUCUGCUGGCACAUCAAACCCAAAACACCUUCUGUUAUCUUCAUGAUCAACCUGAGCAUCACGGAUCUCAUGCUGGCCAGCUGCUUUCCCUUCCAGAUUUCUUAUCACAUCCAAAGCAAUCACUGGAGAUUUGGCGAGACCCUUUGCAGCCUCGUAACCGUGAUGUUCUACUCCAACAUGUAUUCUUCCAUCCUGACCAUGACCUGCAUCAGCAUCGAGCGGUACAUGGGCGUGGUAUAUCCCAUGAAGUUGAUCAAGUGGAGAAGAAAAAGAUAUGCCCUGGCUGCCUGCCUAGGUAUGUGGCUUUUCUUGCUCCUAGCCUUCUACCCACUAGAAAGCACAGAUCUGACCUAUGAAGUGAAAGAACUGGAGAUUAUAACCUGUUUUGAUGUCCUCAAAUGGGAUAUGCUGCCCAACUUUGGAGCCUGGGUAGCCUUUCUCCUCACACUCUUUGUUGUGCUCUUCCUGAUCCCUUUUGUUGUGACAGUUGUAUGCUAUAUUGGCAUCAUUCGGAAGCUUAUUCAGACAUCGAACAGGUAUGGUAACAGGCAGAAGACAAGAUCCAUUUACCUGGCAAUGAUAGUCCUUCUGGUGUUCGUCACUUGCUUCGCCCCCAACAACUUUAUCCUACUCGCGCAUAUGAUUAGCCGCCUAUUUUAUGACAGAAGUUUGUACCCUGCAUACAAGCUCACCUUGUGUCUCAGUUGCCUCAACAACUGCAUAGAUCCCUUCAUUUAUUAUUUUGCAUCCAAAGAAUUUUACCAGAAAUUCAUGCAAGUGUUUCGCCCUAAGGUACUGCUCAGUGACAGUCUGGAAAACAGAAGAGAAAGCUUAUUCUCUGGCAGGACCAUGUCAGCCAGGUCGAUGUCAAGUGGACCUAUGGAUGGAUUAGAGGGAGUAAAGGUCUAUUUGCAAAGGCAGGAAAGUGUUUUUUAA
Mesitornis unicolor (brown roatelo) is the source of this 1157-nucleotide messenger RNA. RefSeq names its product purinergic receptor P2Y, G-protein coupled, 8 (gene P2RY8). Gene Ontology annotation, biological process: positive regulation of Rho protein signal transduction; phospholipase C-activating G protein-coupled receptor signaling pathway; thrombin-activated receptor signaling pathway. Gene Ontology annotation, molecular function: G protein-coupled purinergic nucleotide receptor activity; thrombin-activated receptor activity. Bases 84 to 1157 code for a protein of 357 amino acids. The record is from RefSeq and is a predicted model, not a curated record. Gene Ontology annotation, cellular component: membrane. The transcript is spliced from 3 exons. NCBI's taxonomy places the organism in Eukaryota, Metazoa, Chordata, Aves, Mesitornithiformes, Mesitornithidae.